Molecule: messenger RNA, 3003 nt
Organism: Olea europaea var. sylvestris
Lineage: Eukaryota; Viridiplantae; Streptophyta; Magnoliopsida; Lamiales; Oleaceae
Product: probable serine/threonine-protein kinase abkC
Exons: 5
Coding region: 1017-2762 (581 amino acids)
Source: RefSeq, a predicted model, not a curated record
GUUUUGUCCGAAAAAUUCCACAGAAUAGCCCCAAAUUUCAUAAAUUGAUGAAAUAAUUCUUCGUGUUUUUAUUUGUUAUUGGAGAAGCUGCGUAAGUUGUGGGCAGAAUUUGAAUUGUGAAUUUUAUUAUCUGUAUGGUUCAAUCUUCUUUACUUUGACGGUAUCCGUAGAAAAUGCUCGUCGGUGAUACAGCACGCCCAAUCUGCAAGUUAGUCUCCCAUUUUUGUCGGACCCAAUUUUCGCCAUGUCAAGUGCUUCUAGAUAGUGAUCCAAAUUCCAGUGGUGGUGAGAGGAUGGGUCAGCUCAACAGAUAAAAAAUUACAUGAUAACAGUAGGAUCUAAAGUCUCAUUGGCAGAAAGGUUUGGCAGUUCGACGUCAACUCUUGGCCGCCUGGGGUUGUAGUUUCAAGGGCAGAAACUUCAAGUCCAAUUACUAAUAACUUUAAUAAUUAAUGAGAAUGUUUGAUUGUUGUAUCAUGGUUUUGACUUACCUGAUACUCCAUUGUCUUAUAUACUCUAUUCCAUUAACAUGAUUUUUGAAGGAACAGCUUUUGGUGCUGCUUGCAUGGUUCUUUGGACCUGACAUGGAGAAGAUUUCAAUCUAAUUUAUUAUCUGGAAAGCAUGAAUGACAAUAUGGUUAUGUUAAGAUAGGGAACUUAUACUUUUUUCGAUAGCUUGAACUUCAUCUGAUAACUAAAUGUAACUGCUAAUGAUUGAAACAUGAACUUUCUUUAUCAUUUUUAAAUAGUAUUUAAUGUAUAUUAAUACUAUUAAAAUGAAAAUGAGGUUAGAACCAUAUAUGUUUUUCUUUAAAAUAUUCAGAAAAUAAAAUUUUAUUAGGCGUUUAUCAUUGGACGGCUUAUGGGGUUGCAGAUUCUUGACAUUUGGGAAUAUUAAGAGAGUUUCACAAUCUUUGCUCGCAAAACAGUAUCGUAACUGUUCAGAAGGGUUAAAAUAUGGAGCCCUUGUCAGACCUGGGUUAUGUUCUCCUCAAUACAGAAUAUACUUGCAAUCUAUGUUCCCUGGUAGUGGUAGGAGACAUACUUGGAAUCCUACACGUGAAAUGAGAAAAUGUCUCUGCAAUGGGUUUGUCAGGAAUUAUUCAGCUAUCCCAGCCAAUAAUACUAUAGCCCAUCGUGCUCAAGUUGCUUGGAAGAGGUUGGCACAGAAGUCUUUACAUCGUGGCCAAUCUUGUCUUCCCAUAAACAAGAUCGCUCAGGCAGUUAGCUUGGCGUUGAGCCAUUCUUAUUUGCUUGUUCCUGGUAUAUUUGCGGUAACACGUGGAAACCAAUUAGCAUGGGCACAGUCUGUGCCGGACACAGAUAUCUUUCUGCCAAGGAAUACUUUAUACACGCAUGCACAGGAUGGGCAUCUUUUCUUGACCUCAUUGAUCCUAUCAAUAUUCGAAGGCUUUUUCUUGUUGCUGAGAGUGUUGUUUUUGUCAUUUCUGUUCACGCCAAGCAUUGUGAUGGCUCCAUUUGCAGAUAGUUUUGGACCUCGGUUCAGGAAAUUAUGGCUUCAGGUUGUUCAUCAAACACUAGAAAGGGCAGGUCCUGCGUUCAUAAAAUGGGGCCAGUGGGCAGCCACACGGCCAGAUCUCUUUCCUAGAGACCUGUGCACUGAACUUUCCAAGCUUCACACGAAAGCACCUGAACAUAGCUUUGCCUACACGAAAAAGACAAUUGAAAGAGCUUUCCGUCGUAAGAUUUCUGAAAUUUUUGAUGACUUUGAGGAAAAACCUGUGGCAUCUGGAAGUAUAGCCCAAGUGCAUCGAGCUUCUCUGCGGUCUCGGUACCGUGGUCGUGAGAUGAAACCAAUGCUAGUUGCAGUGAAGGUGAGACACCCAGGAGUUGGAGAGUCAAUAAAAAGAGAUUUUGAGAUAAUUAAUAUAAUGGCAAAAAUUUCUAGAUACAUUCCUGCUCUGAAUUGGUUGAGAUUGGAUGAAAGUGUCCAGCAGUUUGCAGUUUUCAUGAUGUCUCAAAUUGAUCUUGCCCGAGAAGCUGCCCACUUGAGCCGCUUCAUAUACAAUUUUCGCAGAUGGAAAGACGUUUCUUUCCCCAGGCCUGUAUAUCCACUGGUCCAUCCUGCUGUUUUGGUGGAAACAUUUGAGGAUGGGGAAAGUGUUUCCCGCUAUGUUGAUGAUAUCGAGGGGAAUGAACGAAUCAAAAGUGCUCUCGCCCACAUUGGGACCCAUGCACUGCUGAAGAUGCUACUGGUAGACAACUUUGUUCACGCUGACAUGCAUCCUGGAAAUAUCCUUGUCCGUGUAGCUCGAAGCAAACCGUCUCGUAAACGGCUAUUCAAAACCAAACCUCAUGUUAUUUUCCUUGAUGUGGGCAUGACUGCUGAACUCUCUAAGAGUGACCGGAUAAAUUUACUAGAGUUUUUUAAGGCUGUUGCUCGUAGAGAUGGCAAAACAGCGGCAGAGUGCACACUAAGAUUAUCAAAGAAACAGAACUGCCCUGAACCAGAGGCGUUUAUUCAGGAAGUGAAAGUAUCAUUUGAUUUUUGGGGUACUCCAGAGGGGGAUUUUGUCCAUCCUGCUGACUGCAUGCAGCAAUUACUGGAACAAGUUAGGCGUCAUAAAGUGAACAUUGAUGGCAAUGUUUGCACGGUGAUGGUAACAGUUUUGGUUCUUGAGGGUUGGCAGCGGAAGCUUGAUCCAGAUUACGAUGUGAUGCAUACACUACAAACGUUGCUCCUAAAAGCAGACUGGGCAAAGUCACUUUCUUACACAAUCGAAGGACUCAUGGCCCCGUGAAUAAGAGCCUUAAGACUUCUCUGCAAGUACAUUCUAACAAUUUUGUCAGUGUAGAACAUAUUAACUGUACAUCACCCCACACAAAUAUUAUUGUCUUUGACACAAUUUGUUUUCAGCUAGUUCCCAAUAUGAGACCAUAUUUCGUGUAUUUGUUCUUAAACUACUCUCCAGUGUUGGCUGACAAGCUAUGAAGCCGGUGUAAUAAAUAAAAACACCUCAGUGAUUCUUUGAUUUCAAAUUC